AUAACGAAAAAAUAAAUUAUAAAGCAUUCGGGAGCCACAUGAAAUCUACUAGUUCGGUUUCGACGUCGGUUGUGAAAACAUCUCAACGAAUUGAAUUGAAAAUAUUAGUUUCUUCAAUUGUGAUUAGUGUAAAUCGGAAAAAAACAACAAACCUGGCACAGGAUACAGUCAACAGAAGCCGUACCUCACUGCAGCAGCCAGCACUCACGGAUAAAAUGUCCAUCGUCGAUACUCAGAUACUUGACAGUGCGGAAGGGCAAAUGAUCGAUGAAAUUAUAUCAGAGAAAACGACGGCAGCUCUGGGCAGUCCACAAAGUACCAGCAUCCUUCAAAUGGCGAUGACAGCGUUGCGCCUCACAUCAGCAGCUCCUAGCAGUGAUCGCACCAAUAAUAACGAGCUGCUCAAUCGGAAGCAGAUUACUCUUGACGAGGUGUCUUAUCAUGACACUUUCAGUGAUUGUUGGAUCGUGCUGUACGAUCGGGUAUACGACGUUACCAAAUUUCUCCGGCAGCAUCCCGGUGGCCACGAUGUACUACUGGAACACGCUGGACGAGAUGCAACCAUCGCCUUCAUCGGGACCGGUCAUUCGGAGGCAGCGAUCGCAUCGCUGAAGCUGUACGAAAUCGGAGAACUACCACAACGCGAGUGCAUCUACAGAUCGGCAAGGAAGCUGAUCGCAACUAUUCUUCCUGACUAAAGCGGUGUUGGGAAUCUACGUGAGACUGACGAGUAACUGCACCAUUGUAUGAUUUUAUCGUUGCCCGGUUAGAGCGACAGCCCAGAAGACUUUGAUUGUACUAUAAGUUAUUAUUUCGCUGAUUCAAAUCAAUUCAUUUUAAAUAAGAUACAUCAUGUGGUUGGGAUAGCUUUAAAAGUGCUUAUUCAUUCUAACUCAGUGAAAAUAUGCUUUAUAAUCAUGAGACAGUAUUGACAACCAGCAUCAUUCAUAUUUAUCACUAAAUAUAAGGAAUAAAUACAAUAGAUGUGAAAUGUAAAAAAAAUAAUAUUUAAAUCAUAUUGUAAAUGGGUCUGUGUUUAUCCGAUGAUUAUUUACUAGACAAUGUUUUAAUCCGAUAACCAACCGGAGACCGAACUAUUCAUUCGUGUUGGUGAAGAAGCCUUCUGUAUCAGCUCUAACUGAGGAAGUUCUCCCCAUAUCAUCGAGACGGGGACGCAGUCAGUUUCAAGUCCGAGUAACGGUGAGUGGGGCCAAGCUCUACCGUGAAGUCUGGUACGUACUGUCUUCUUUGAAAUAUUCAACCGACUCACACGUGUUGAGUCUUCUUCUACAACUCGAUUCCACUUUUUUUUCAAUCUCGAUUCCUUAUUUUUCCUCUUUCUCUUCAUUCUCAUUUGUUUAGUGAAGGUACACCGCGGCAAGAUGAAACAGUUUUUUCAAAUUUGAAUUUUAAAUUGGUGUAAUAAAAUCAUAAGAUUAGAGGAACUGGUACAAAUUCGGUACCCCGUGGGUAAUUUGGUACCCACCCGGAUCUCCGGCGGUAAUGAGCGCACUCUGGUGGUGAAUAAAAAAAAAGGGUUCUAGUAAUGUAGUAAAAAACGUCAGAUGCCAAAAACCCAAAAUGUCUGUGUUUUAGAAAAAAAAACAAUUUUUGUUGUUUUUGAAAUCUCGAAAAUUUUUCAUGUGCGUCUUUUGAAAAAUCAUUAAAAAUCGAAUAGUGAACCGAUUUUAAGCAUUAAAGCUGAUUUGGAUCAAGAAAUUGAUGUUCUUCAACGAAUUCGAGUAAGUGUAUCGAGAUGUUAAUCACAAAUUUCAUAGAUUUCAUUCCAAAGUGAAAAUUCGGUAUGCGGGUUAUUUUGCAUUUUAAUUACAUUUUAAUGAUUCCAUGGGCCCAUUCCGCCUGCACCGAAUGCGAGACUGGUUACUACGCCUGUUGUAAAGGCUUUGAUUCGUUUAACUUUUUAGUUAGAAAUAAAUCGAGAUGAAAUUUGUUCACUUUUUCUUGAAAAAUCGUUUUUUCUCUUUGUUCCUCUUUGUUUUGUAAAAUUGCAUGCUUUUUCGUCAAAGUUGAGUUAAUUUACGUAAGAUAGUGUACUUCACUUCUAUUUUGUAUGAAAAUGUCAAAAGCUACAUUUUUCAGUGAUUUCAGGACGAUUCUUUUAAUUUGAUAAAAUAAAAAAUGGGGUGCCAAGGCAUCUCGUGUACUCGAAUUUGAGUUGUUUCAUUUUUACACCCAAAAUUUAUUUUUAGCUCAUGUUUUGUCAUCCCGAUUUAUGACAUUAAAUGAGACAUAACAUAACAGAAAAUGUCAUGACUCACAAAUACAGGGAAGUAUUUAUAUAAUAUACAUGGUACAGCAAUAUAAGAUUAAUACGAGCGAGCGAAACAAAAGACAAAUAAGCUUUCCGCAUACUUUGCCACAUACACGGCCCAGACCAAGAUAGAUAUUGUUCUCUUUCAUGCGCUCCUUUUUUACUCUUAGAAAACGCUUCCCAACUUCAUUUUGUAAUCAGGUGCAAUAUUAUCAUGUAUUUGCUGAACAACUGCUGAAGCAUCAUUAGCUAUGUGGAUAGCGUGGCCGUGUAAAAUAGCUUUGCAUUCCAACCGACCUUUGUUCGAUCCUCAUUGACGUAGUACGGACUAUUUUUUGGCACUGUAAAUGACAAUUACGAUAUUGUCAUUGCUGUUGAUAAAACACCGGCUGGAGAUCACGUGUGACGCUUUCCAUCUUCUUCAUCAAUGGAACUAACGUCCAUAACGUACGUCUUCUCAACAUAGUAUUGUUUACGUCAUUUUUAUUCUUACUUAAUUGAAAUUGCUAUGCCAAGAAACAUAAAUGCAUUCUGAGUAACAAACUCUAGAAUAUGUGUGACCACAUCUAAAGGUCAGAAGAUUUUUUUUUGAUGCAAGAUUACCCGGCGGUUCCACAGGGACAAAAUGGAUAUUGAAUCAACAUUCAAAGACGAAGUCCCGUCACAUUAUGAACAUCAUUGCUCAUUUUGAAUUAAUCUUUAUGAACAAAACAAAAGAGUGCGCUCGAUGGAUUUUUAUGAUGAUUUGAGAUUUUUAUGAUGAUUUGAGGCAACAUUAUUCUACGAUGUCAUGAGCAAUACCAACAAUUCAUGGUCGACAUGUAGGCGAAUGUAGAAAACGAACGACUGCGAUUCCUACGAUACAACAGAAGCGGUGUGAGGAAGAAUACAUUCACUUCCGAGAUACUAUCAUGAGCAACGCCGAUACAGACUUGCCAGGCAAAAACGUCUAUUGACCAACUACCCAUCCGUGUUCUGCGAUCUGACCGAGUCAGAUUUACCCGAACGGAUCACAAUUCUUACAUUCUGUAAUCCGUUAGAUUUAUAUAAAAUCGAAUCAUGCCAAUAUAACAACUUUGACACGCUAUUCGACAAACACGACAUUGAGCUUUGUGUCCCACUUCCGUAACGCGAAAAUGGUGAUGAAUUUUCGGGUGGAAUAAACACACUUUUGAGACAUAAACAAUGAAUAAAAAUCAGCUUUACCGUAUCAAAUAUGUGUUCUAUGUUAUAAGGUAAUACAUGCCCCACGGGUGGGGAAAAAUCUUGAAUGAAAAUUGUGUCUGAUAAUAAUUUCAGGUUAUGGAGAAAGUUUUAAAUGCCAUGCCAGGUAAAUGCCAGGAAAUUUAUUAAAAAAAGUUAAGUUAAGAGUUAAGUUAGGACUAUGCCUUUAAGUAUUCAAAUAACAUCGAGUAAUAACACAUGCCAAAUAUGAUGACAUGUUUUCAUUCAAAUUUUUACAAUUUAAAAUUGCUUUCGGUUCUGCUAAUACGAUAGCAGCCAUUCCAUGGCAAACCGAUAUAGUGGUCCUCAGAUUUUCAUGAAAAAAUUGUAGUUUUGUUCCUUAUCGCAAAAUAUUAGACCCGUAUUUUUUUAUUUUCCCAUUAGGGUGCCCAUUUCAAUUUUAGGGUGGUUCACUAAAACAACUUUUUCCCUUUUUUCCAAAAAUUACUUUUUUCAAAAAUUCAUCGCUUCUGGAAUACUGAACCGAUUCCGAUAAUCAACAUAUCAAAUGGAAGCCAAUGUUAGUACUCUUUGGAAAAAUAUUACUCUUCAUUACUUGUUUACACAGAAUACAUAUUCGAUACGGAAAAGAUUAUUUUCAUUCAUAAUUUUAUUUUGAAUUAUUUCAUUCCACCUGAAAAUCCAUCAUUGUCAUUGUUGUUUCCCAAACUCGUAAAACGAAGCUCAAUGCAGACAACGCGAUUUUUUUCUCCAAAAUAUAAAGUUUAUUGGGUUCCUUUAGCGUUAGCUCUUCGGGCCGGAAUUCCAUCAUUUCACAAUUUCUACUGUUGACGAAUCGACGAAUUUUGUGUGUAUGAAAUGCGUCUUUUGUAAGAAUCUCUUCUUUGAAUUUCACGACAUAUUCCAACUCUAUGUUGUACUAUCAACAAGACUUUUCACACUAAAAACU
This is a messenger RNA of Toxorhynchites rutilus septentrionalis, 4406 nucleotides long. RefSeq lists its product as uncharacterized. Gene Ontology annotation, molecular function: heme binding. The transcript is spliced from 2 exons. The record is from RefSeq and is a predicted model, not a curated record. Bases 39 to 698 code for a protein of 219 amino acids. Gene Ontology annotation, cellular component: intracellular membrane-bounded organelle; membrane. NCBI's taxonomy places the organism in Eukaryota, Metazoa, Arthropoda, Insecta, Diptera, Culicidae.